Cuscuta europaea is the source of this 2183-nucleotide messenger RNA. NCBI's taxonomy places the organism in Eukaryota, Viridiplantae, Streptophyta, Magnoliopsida, Solanales, Convolvulaceae. The record is from the annotation of a GenBank genome assembly.
AGCCCAAAUCCUAGAAGACAUACGGUAGUAUUAACAACACAUUACGCCGCCGCUGAGCCUAGAAAGCUAGAAGACGACAGGCGAUUCGGCGACCCGGUGCCAGAGAAAAGCCAGCAGCCAGUCCGGGACACCACCCUUUCCAACUCCAAUUAUCUCUCUGUUGCCCUCUCAGGCAAAAUCCACUCCCUCUCUUGAGGUAUAUCAUCAUGGAAGUUGAAGAUUCAGGUAUGUUCAACAUCACUCAAACGGUUGGCAGUGUUCUAUGCUGUAAAUGUGGUGUACUCAUGGCCCCUAAUGCUGUCAAUAUGUGCACCCGUUGUUUGCGCUCAGAGUUUGAUAUAACAGAAGGAUUACAGAAAAAUGUUGUCAUUUCUCACUGUCCUGAAUGUGACAGCUAUUUGCAGCCACCUAGAACAUGGAUUAAAGCCCAGCUAGAAUCAAAAGAUCUUUUAACUUUCUGUGUGAAGAGGCUGAAGACUUUUAAUAAAGCUACCUUGGUGAAUGCUGAGUUUAUCUGGACUGAACCUCAUUCCAAGAGGAUCAAAGUCAAACUCAAACUCCAGAAAGACGUUCUGCAGGGGGCAAUCAUUGAACAAGCAUAUACUGUUGAGUAUGUUGUCCAUGACCAGUUAUGUGAAGCUUGCUCACGUAUUCAGGCUAACCCUGACCAGUGGGUGGCUGCAGUGCAACUAAGGCAGCACGUUUCUCACCGAAGAAGUUUCUUUUAUCUGGAACAACUCAUUCUUAAGCACGAUGCGGCUUCUAAGGCCAUACGAAUCAAACAGACGAACCAGGGGGUGGAUUUCUACUUUGGUAAUAGAAGCCAUGCUGUCAAAUUUGUGGAGUUUGUGGGUAAGGUGGUGCCUGUCAGAAGCCGUAGUGACAAACAACUUGUGUCUCACGAUAUCAAAAGCAAUAAUUACAAUUACAAGUACACAUUUUCUGUUGAAAUCUCACCAAUAUGUCGUGAAGACCUAAUCUGUCUCCCACCUAAGCUGUCUGCCUCUUUAGGAAAUCUUGGUCCACUUGUGAUCUGCACUAAAGUGACUAAUAGCAUUGCUUUGUUGGAUCCCUUCACUUUGAGGCACUGUUUUUUGGAUGCCGAACAGUAUUGGAGGGCAUCAUUUAAACCUCUACUUACCAGUAGGCAGCUUGUUGAAUAUGUAGUUUUGGAUGUCGAAAUGGUCUCUCCUGAAGUUAGCAUUGGUGGGUCGAAAUAUACUACGGCCGAUGUUCAAGUAGCUCGGGUGUCCGAUUUUGGGAAGAAUGACAUAAUGUUCAUGGUAAGAACACAUAUCGGACAUCUUUUGAAAUCUGGAGACUAUGCUUUUGGUUAUGAUUUGUAUGGAGCCAACAAUAAUGAUAUUGAGUUGGACAAAUACAAAGGGUUUGACCUCCCAGAGGUGGUAUUGGUGAAGAAAAGUUAUGAAGAGAAGUGGCAGAAGAAGAGGGGCAAGCCUCGUGCCUGGAAACUCAAGUCUCUCAACAUGGAAGUUGAUGAUAACACUGGCAAAGGAAAAGAUAAUGAAGAGAAGAGGAGCACAGAGUAUGAAGGUUUCUUGCGAGAGAUUGAGGAGAAUCCUGAUAUAUUUUUCAACUUAUCAUUGUACCGCAAUAAAGAAUACCAACCUUCAGAAGAUGCAUCUGAGACUGAUGGGGAUUGUUUGCCCGUGGAGGAACAAAUUGCUCAACUUCAUUUGUAUGAUGAUGAUGAUGAUGAUGAUGAUGAUGAUGGCAAUAAAGGCGGCAAUGUUAUGGCAGAGUGAAGCUGCAGAUCAAAUUAAAGGUGUGAAUUACAGUUAAUGAAGCUCAAGUCUUCAUGAAGCCAAAUAAUAAAAUUUGCUGGAAGACUAGAAACAUUCUGUGUGAAGACUAGUUAUUUAUGUAUUUGUGUUUGGUUUGCUAGUUUGAAACUUUGGAGUAAUUGGGUGUUACAGUGGGCUGUAGUGGCCAAAACCUCCUUUUGUGUUUGGGUUGCUAGUCUUGAACACUUCUCUUUAUAUUUUUAGAAAACCUAUUCUUAAGAGUACUGACUAAACCAGAUUGCAGUUUUGUUUUAAAACAGAUUGCAGCUUUCUUUUAAACGAGAUUACAGUUGUUUUCCCACGAGCUUUAGAAUUAAAGUUGAACUUUACAUUUGGACUUUUUUUGGCAUAAAUAGUUCUUGAAAAGGAGUAAAGGAC